Molecule: messenger RNA, 915 nt
Organism: Physella acuta
Lineage: Eukaryota; Metazoa; Mollusca; Gastropoda; Physidae
Product: mitochondrial amidoxime reducing component 2
Molecular function (GO): catalytic activity; molybdenum ion binding; pyridoxal phosphate binding
Source: RefSeq, a predicted model, not a curated record
GUGGGCAAGGUCGCAAAGAUCCACUGCUACCCUGUGGCGUCCUGUAAGGGUAUGGUCAACUCCAAGGCCUUCUGCUCUGAGGCUGGUCUCCGCAUGCUUGGGAUCUCAAACUGCGAGUUUAUUGUCACUAAAGAGGCUGGACAGGAGUACGCUAUAAACUCGCCAAACGGGACGAUGAAAGAAUAUUUCUGCGAGGCCAUGCGAGAUAUAUCUGUGGGCUGUGACGGCAAAACGGUUUAUUUCUCCAAAGACAAUCAGCACUUUCAGAUGAAUUUUAAAACAAAAUCCAAACAGAAGGCUAGACAGGUGUAUAGAGGGAGGGACAUUAUACUGGCGGAGGAUUUAGGUGACGAGGUGAGUGAGUGGUUCUCUAAUGUGAUUGGAACUGAAGUUCGCCUCCAUCGCUGCCAGAAAAACGUUCUGUCGACAACAAUGGGAAGACAGAACUUGGGCAGUUGCACCAUCCACACAGAGGAGUCGAUAGCAUACCUCAGGCAGUGGGUGGAGAAAAGCCAUGAGUUAAAAGCCGCCUAUUUCCGGCCGAAUAUUCUCAUAGCCGGCUGCGACCCGUUCGACGAGCAGCGAUGGACAAAUUUAAAGAUAGGAAAUGUCUACUUCUCCGUGAAAUGUCCAGACGUCAGAGUCUGUACACAGUCCAGCGAUUUUAACUUUCCGGACUGCAAGCCGACCAUGGAGGAGAGGUCUGAGGUCAGUGAGGCAUUGUGUGUGGACGGGUUCGCCUUCUCCACCACCCUCGGGGUCAACGCCGUGGCCCUCACCACGGGGGAGAUCUGCGUCGGUGACCCGGUCUACGCUUUCAAAGAAAUCUUACUUUCCUCUGGGCAGACGCUAUGACGUGUGGUCAUACACUAGGAAACGUGCUUGUUAGUUGAGCCCACGGUCCUAAGAUUAAAA